UCCACACUGUACUCUCUCUCUCUCUCUCACUCAACCAAUUUCUCUCUCGCACGCAGUUUCUCUCACUACAUUUUCGUCUCUCUGAACUAAUGGCGAAGAUCAAAAUCGGAAUCAACGGAUUUGGCAGGAUCGGUCGUUUGGUUGCAAGAGUUGCUCUGCAGAGGGAUGAUGUUGAGCUUGUUGCCAUCAAUGAUCCGUUCAUUGCCACCGAUUACAUGACAUAUAUGUUCAAGUAUGACACUGUUCACGGGCCAUGGAAGCAUCACGAGGUGAAGGUGAAGGAUGAAAAGAAUCUUUUAUUUGGUGAUAAACCAGUCAGAGUGUUUGGUUUCAGGAACCCUGAGGAGAUUCCAUGGGCUGAAGCUGGUGCUGAGUUUGUUGUUGAAUCUACUGGAGUCUUCACAGACAAGGACAAGGCUGCUGCCCACUUGAAGGGUGGUGCUAAGAAGGUUGUGAUCUCAGCCCCGAGCAAAGAUGCCCCGAUGUUUGUUGUGGGUGUGAAUGAGAAGGAAUACAAGUCUGAUCUAGACAUUGUUUCCAAUGCUAGUUGCACAACCAAUUGCCUUGCUCCAUUAGCCAAGGUCAUUAAUGAUAGGUUCGGUAUUGUCGAGGGCCUCAUGACCACCGUUCACGCCAUGACCGCCACUCAAAAGACGGUUGACGGUCCAUCGAUGAAGGACUGGAGAGGUGGAAGAGCUGCCUCAUUCAACAUCAUCCCCAGCAGCACUGGAGCUGCCAAGGCUGUUGGUAAAGUGCUUCCAGCACUAAACGGCAAGUUGACCGGGAUGGCAUUCCGAGUGCCGACAGUUGAUGUUUCCGUUGUUGACUUGACUGUGAGGCUCGAGAAGGAGGCUACCUAUGAGGAGAUCAAAGCUGCCAUCAAAGAGGAGUCGGAGAACAAGCUAAAGGGCAUCUUGGGUUACACCGAAGAUGAUGUGGUGUCCACAGACUUCAUCGGUGAUAGCCGGUCAAGCAUUUUCGAUGCCAAGGCUGGAAUCGCGUUGAGCAAGAACUUUGUGAAACUUGUGUCGUGGUAUGAUAACGAAUGGGGAUACAGCUCACGAGUGAUCGAUUUGAUCGUGCACAUGGCUUCUGUUGCAUGAAGAGCUUUACGAGAGAAAAUCGUUCCCUUUCGUAUACUAUUUAAGUUUUUUUGUUUUUUUGUUUGAGUAGAGAAAAGCACUUGUCUAACUUAUGGCCCUUGUGGGGGUUUUACUUUGAAAGAAUGGGAAUCUGGAAUAAGUUGUUACUGCACAGCUUUGGCUCUGCAGUUUUUUUUUAAAUAAUAUUUGGUAUGGAUUUUCCUUUCAAUAUCAAGAUUUAGAUCCUUUUCAGUAU
This is a messenger RNA of Erythranthe guttata (spotted monkey flower), 1338 nucleotides long. RefSeq names its product glyceraldehyde-3-phosphate dehydrogenase, cytosolic. The record is from RefSeq and is a predicted model, not a curated record. Gene Ontology annotation, cellular component: cytosol. Gene Ontology annotation, biological process: glucose metabolic process; glycolytic process. Gene Ontology annotation, molecular function: NAD binding; NADP binding; glyceraldehyde-3-phosphate dehydrogenase (NAD+) (phosphorylating) activity. NCBI's taxonomy places the organism in Eukaryota, Viridiplantae, Streptophyta, Magnoliopsida, Lamiales, Phrymaceae.